GUAAAAGAUAUCUUAUUUUAAGCCAUUGAUAUCUUCAAGUGGAAGAAGCUAACUAUUUUGAAGUUUUUAUCGACACUUAAUCAAAAAAUUACUUUUUAUUCUCACCUUAUGUGAAGUGAAGAUGAAAAGGUCUGUCACAAUGAAUUCUUCUAUUCUUGCUGCAAUUUUUCUCCUUUCUCUCCUGAGUUUUGCUGUUGAAAGUCAAAAACUCGAUCACACAGAUAGUGAAUCUACCACCAAUGGCACCCAAUGGGCUGUUCUGAUCGCUGCAUCAAAGGGUUACAUAAACUAUAGACAUCAGGCUAGCGUUUGCCAUGCAUAUCAAAUUCUGAAGAGUAGAGGAUUAAAGGAUGAAAAUAUAAUAGUUUUUAUGUAUGAUGAUAUUAUUCAUGCUGAAGAGAAUACAAGGCCUGGAAUUAUAAUCAAUAAACCAAAUGGCACUGAUGUUUACCGUGGAGUACCCAAGGAUUAUACUGGUGAAAACAUUAAUGUCAACAAUUUUCUGGCUGUUAUUCUUGGAAACAGAACUGCUCUCACUGGGGGCAGUGGCAAGGUUGUAAAUAGUGGCCCAAAUGACCAUAUUUUUAUAUACUACACUGACCAUGGUGCCCCUGGGAUUCUUGAAAUGCCUUCUGGUGUUCUUUACGCAAAAGACCUGAUUGAUGCAUUGCAGAAGAAAUAUGAGGCCAAAGCGUAUAAAAAAAUGGUAAUUUACGUCGAAGCAUGUAAUGCUGGGAGUAUGUUCGAAGGACUUCUUCCAGAAACUUGGAAUAUUUAUGUAAUGACAGCAUCAAAUUCAUCAGAAAGCAGCUCCGCUACGUAUUGUCCUGACUAUCCCCCUGCUCCAACUGAUCUUGAUACUUGUUUGGGUGAUUUGUUCAGUGUUUCUUGGAUGGAAGACAGUGAGACACAUGAUUUGCAGAAGGAAACCCUGGAGCAACAAUAUCGAGUGGUGAGAAACAGAACAUUAUUUAGUGAUGAAUCCAUGAAGUCUCAUGUAAUGAGAUAUGGAAACAUAGAAGGGAUUCGAAAUGACUCAGUCUCAACUUAUUUCGGAUUGAAUCCACGUAACUUCAUCCUCUCUGCUCAAGUCUCUUCUUCCUUAGCAUCAGAAAUUAAAGUUCUUGACAACCGUGAUGUAGAUAUCAAUUAUCUUCAGCACAAGUUCAAUAAAGCACUUGAGGGUUCUAAUGAGAAGAUUGAGGCUCAAAAGCGACUCAAUAAGGAAAUUUCUAAAAGACAACGAGAAGAUUUUAAUAUUCAACAGAUUUUGACAAUCUUAUUUGGCUAUAAAAAUGGACAAAAUAUAGUGCAAUAUGUUCGACCUACCGGCCAACCUCUUGUCGACAAUUGGGAUUGCUUCAAAAUGCUUAUGGGACUUUAUGAAGAGCAUUGUGGAAGCUUAUCAACAUAUGGAAAGAAGUAUGCAAGAGCAAUGGCAAAUAUGUGCAAUGUUGGGAUCAAUAAAGAGAAGAUGAUUAUGGCAUUAACCCAAGUUUGUAAAACAAGUUGAUGAAAUAUCAUUUACAUCAAAUACUAUUUCAAUAAUAAAUAUUUGAUAUCUUAUUCAA
Messenger RNA from Mangifera indica (mango), 1571 nucleotides. RefSeq names its product vacuolar-processing enzyme alpha-isozyme-like. The coding region runs from base 122 to 1513 and encodes 463 amino acids. The record is from RefSeq and is a predicted model, not a curated record. Gene Ontology annotation, molecular function: cysteine-type endopeptidase activity. The transcript has 10 exons. Lineage: Eukaryota; Viridiplantae; Streptophyta; Magnoliopsida; Sapindales; Anacardiaceae. Gene Ontology annotation, biological process: vacuolar protein processing.